Gadus morhua (Atlantic cod) is the source of this 1562-nucleotide messenger RNA. It is a transcript of the gene adkb, whose product is annotated as adenosine kinase b. The transcript has 11 exons. Gene Ontology annotation, cellular component: cytosol; nucleus. Bases 131 to 1165 code for a protein of 344 amino acids. Gene Ontology annotation, molecular function: adenosine kinase activity. NCBI's taxonomy places the organism in Eukaryota, Metazoa, Chordata, Actinopteri, Gadiformes, Gadidae. The record is from RefSeq and is a predicted model, not a curated record. Gene Ontology annotation, biological process: purine nucleobase metabolic process; purine ribonucleoside salvage.
AUGAGCCCGAGAGACGCGGACCGACCAUCCCUCACCCGGUAGUCCCAACAACCCCACGGUCGCGCCUAAACACGUCGGGUGAAACCUAUACCCGUUCGGUGAACACCCCAACAUUUCAAACGACAGGAGUAUGGCACUAAGUGAAAAUGCGCUGUUUGGGAUGGGCAAUCCCCUGCUGGACAUUUCGGCUGUGGUGGACAAGGACUUCCUUGACAAGUACGGCCUGAAGCCCAACGACCAGAUCCUGGCCGAGGACAACCACAAAGCCUUGUUUGAAGAAAUUGUGAAGAAAAGCCACGUCGAAUAUCAUGCGGGAGGCGCAACCCAGAACUCGGUGAAAAUCGCACAGUGGAUGCUCCAGGAGCCCCACAAGGUGGGCACCUUCUUCGGCUGCAUCGGCGAGGACCGCUUCGGGGAGAUCCUGAAGCAGAAGGCGCGCGAGGCCCACGUCGACGCCCACUACUACGAGCAGAACAGCGAGCCCACCGGGACCUGCGCCGCCUGCAUCACCGGCGACAACAGGUCCCUCGUCGCCAACCUGGCAGCGGCAAACUGCUACAAAAAGGAAAAACACCUGGACCUGGAGAGCAACUGGGAGCUGGUGCAGAAAGCCAAGGUCUAUUAUAUCGCGGGUUUCUUCCUGACGGUGUCCCCGGAGUCGAUCCUCAAGGUGGCCAAGCAUGUGUCUGAUAACAACAAGGUGUUCUGCAUGAACCUCUCUGCGCCGUUCAUCAGCCAGUUCUUCAAGGAGGACCUGAUGAAGAUCAUGCCCUACGUCGACGUCCUGUUUGGCAACGAGACGGAAGCGGCCACCUUCGCAAAGGAGCAAGGCUUCAAGACGGAGGACAUCGCCCAGAUCGCCAGGGACUGCCAGAACCUGCCCAAGCAGAAUGAGAAGAGGCGGCGGGUGGUGGUCUUCACCCAGGGGAAGGACGACACCGUGGCCACUGUUGGUGACAAGGUGACCACGUUUCCUGUUGUGGACAUUGACCAGAGCGCCAUCGUGGACACAAAUGGCGCAGGCGAUGCCUUUGUGGGAGGCUUCCUGUCCCAGCUGGUGGUGGAAAGCCCACUGGAGGAGUGCAUCCGGGCGGGGCACUACGCAGCCAACGUCAUCAUCCAGAGAGUCGGCUGCACCUUCCCGGAGAAACCGGACUUCCAUUGAUGUCCAUGAGCACUGUUUUUGGCGUUUCGGCUGAUGAACAGUUUAUGUUCAGGGUUGUUUUUGUUUUGUUCAUGGGACUAACCGUCGUUGUCGAGGCCUUGAAUGCGCAGAGCGUUCCUUCUGUUCGCAGCUUAAGAGAGGCAAUGGAUGACCGUUUAUUAACUUGUUGCCAUAUGUUUGCCUCUUCCCACUGUUCCUUGGCUCUCGUGCCCGCGGUGUCUUCGGCACUAAAGUGGGCCGAGCCGCGAUCUGUUACAACCAUCCAACUGCAGCUAAAGAAUUCUGACCAUAUUUUGGUUUUAUAAUGCAAAUAACAUCAUUUAUAACCAUAUUAAUAGUUAUACCAAUCAUUGUAAGUCUUAAUCCCACCAUGAUUAAAGUAACUUAUUUAAAAGUU